GACUUCCUGUAGGGCCUCUUCUAAGUCUUGAGCCUGCAGUUCCUGAGAGAAGAACCCUGAAGAACAGACGUUCCCUCGCGGCCCUGGCACCUCCAACCCCAGAUAUGCUGCUGCUGCUGCUGCUGCUGCUGCUGCCCCUGCUCUGGGGGAGGGAGAGGGUGGAAGGACAGAAGAGUAAACGGAAGGAUUACUCGCUGACGAUGCAGAGUUCCGUGACCGUGCAAGAGGGCAUGUGUGUCCAUGUGCGCUGCUCCUUCUCCUACCCAGUGGACAGCCAGACUGACUCUGACCCAGUUCAUGGCUACUGGUUCCGGGCAGAGAAUGAUAUAAGCUGGAAGGCUCCAGUGGCCACAAACGACCCAGCUCGGGCAGUGCGGGAGGAAACUCGGGACCGAUUCCACCUCCUUGGGGACCCACAGACCAAAAAUUGCACCCUGAGCAUCAGAGAUGCCAGAAUGAGUGAUGCGGGGAGAUACUUCUUUCGUAUGGAGAAAGGAAAUAUAAAAUGGAAUUAUAAAUAUGACCAGCUCUCUGUGAAUGUGACAGCCUUGACCCACAGGCCCAACAUCCUCAUCCCCAGUACCCUGGAGUCUGGCUGCUUCCAGAAUCUGACCUGCUCUGUGCCCUGGGCCUGUGAGCAGGGGACGCCCCCUAUGAUCUCCUGGAUGGGGACCUCUGUGUCCCCCCUGCACCCCUCCACCACCCGCUCCUCAGUGCUCACCCUCAUCCCACAGCCCCAGCACCACGGCACCAGCCUCACCUGUCAGGUGACCUUGCCUGGGGCCGGCGUGACCACGAACAGGACCAUCCAACUCAACGUGUCCUACCCUCCUCAGAACUUGACUGUGACUAUCUUCCAAGGAGAAGGCACAGCAUCCACAGCUCUGGGGAACAGCUCAUCUCUUUCAGUCCUAGAGGGCCAGUCUCUGCGCUUGGUCUGUGCUGUUGACAGCAAUCCCCCUGCCAGGCUGAGCUGGACCUGGAGGAGUCUGACCCUGUACCCCUCACAGCCCUCAAACCCUCUGGUACUGGAGCUGCAAGUGCACCUGGGGGAUGAAGGGGAAUUCACCUGUCGAGCUCAGAACUCUCUGGGUUCCCAGCACGUUUCCCUGAACCUCUCCCUGCAACACGAGUACACAGGCAAAAUGAGGCCUGUAUCAGGAGUGUUGCUGGGGGCGGUCGGGGGAGCUGGAGCCACAGCCCUGGUCUUCCUCUCCUUCUGUGUCAUCUUCAUUGUAGUGAGGUCCUGCAGGAAGAAAUCGGCAAGGCCAGCAGCGGACGUGGGAGAUACAGGCAUGGAGGAUGCAAACACCAUCAGGGGCUCAGCCUCUCAGGGUACCCUGACUGAGUCCUGGGCAGAUGAUAACCCCCGACACUAUGGCCUGGCUGCCCCCUCCUCAGGGGAGGAAAGAGAGGUCCAGUAUGCACCCCUCAGCUUUCAUAAGGGGGAGCCUCAGGACCUAUCAGGACAAGAGGCCACCAACAAUGAGUACUCAGAGAUCAAGAUCCCCAAGUAAGAAAAUGCAGAGGCUCGGGCUUGUUUGAGGGUUCACGACCCCUCCAGCAAAGGAGUCCGAGGCUGAUUCCAGUAGAAUUAGCAGCCCUCAAUGCUGUGCAACAAGACAUCAGAACUUAUUCCUCUUGUCUAACUGAAAAUGCAUGCCUGAUGACCAAACUCUCCCUUUCCCCAUCCAAUCGGUCCACACUCCCCGCCCUGGCCUCUGGUACCCACCAUUCUCCUCUCUACUUCUCUAAGGAUGACUACUUUAGAUUCCGAAUAUAGUGAGAUUGUAACGUGUUUGCCUCUCUGUGCCUGGCUUAUUUCACUCAACAUAACAUCCUCUAAGUUCAUCUGUGUUGUUUCCAAUGACAGAGUAAUGUAUUGAAUAAUUCAAAAUAGCUAAAAGAGAGGAGUUUAAAUGUUGUCACCAAAAAAAAAAAAAAAAAGAUAAAAAUUUGAGCUGAUGGAUGUGCU
Molecule: messenger RNA, 1975 nt
Organism: Gorilla gorilla gorilla (western lowland gorilla)
Lineage: Eukaryota; Metazoa; Chordata; Mammalia; Primates; Hominidae
Product: sialic acid-binding Ig-like lectin 7
Exons: 7
Coding region: 105-1517 (470 amino acids)
Biological process (GO): cell adhesion
Cellular component (GO): plasma membrane
Molecular function (GO): sialic acid binding
Source: RefSeq, a predicted model, not a curated record